AUACGUGCCCAGCUCCAGGACCAGCGGAUUGAUCCAACAGAGGUUCUGAUUCGCCUGAUGAGGAACAAGUCUUCAGGUCAGAGCCGUGGAUUCGCCUUCGUGGAGUUUAAUCACAUACAGGAGGCCUGCCGCUGGAUGGAGACCAAUCAGAGGGUUCUGUCUAUCCUAGGCCAGAGGGUGUCUAUGCACUACAGUGACCCUAAACCGCGCGCCAAUGAGGACUGGCUCUGUAACAAGUGUGGGGUUCAGAACUUCAAGAGGAGAGAGAAGUGCUUUAAAUGUGGUGUUCCCAAAUCAGAGGCAGAGCUGAAACUGCCCCAGCUGAGGGAGUUACCUCUGGGUGUGCAUCAGAAGGAUGGCUUACUGCCCCUCCCUGCCCUCUACCAGCCAGCUGCUACCAACUCUACUGCCGUCACCACUCCCAGGGCCGGGGCUGGGGGAGCUGACACCCAGCAGGCUGAGGUGGCCAACGACACUCUGAUCCUGAGGAACCUGGGUCCCCAUACCUCCCUGGAGUCCAUCCUGUCUACUCUGGCUCCCUUCGCUACUCUGUCGCCUUCUAAUGUUCGACUGAUCAAAGACAAACAGACACAACUCAACCGUGGCUUCGCUUUCCUACAGCUGUCUACUAUAGUGGAAGCAUCUCAGCUUCUCCAGAUCCUCCAGGCCUUACAGCCAGCUCUCUCUAUAGAUGGGAAGGCCAUCGCUGUGGAGUUCGCCAAGGGAUCCAAACGUGAUGUGUUUCUGACAGAUGGUAGUAGAGUGAGUGCUGCUACAGUCGCCAGUACAGCCAUCGCUGCUGCACAGUGGGCCGUUACCCAGACGGCCCAGUCCCUGUCCUCUGCCUCCCAGCACGGUGUGGAUGUAGGAUUGUACCACCAGGGGCAGCAGAGCAGGCCUGAUGGGGCGUACACAGGAACAGCACCUGCAGCGAUCUGUUCUGAGGCUGUAGUUUCUGGAGUGGAUGGCGUGCAGCUCUCUCUCGGCCAAUCACACGCCCCACUCAUCACUACCACAACCACACAGGCCAAUCAGCAUGUAGAGAUAGUGGGUAAGCCUCAACCUGCCACUCCCACCCACCCUGCCACUCCCGGCACCGCGCACCAGUACCAACAAUACCCUGUUCCGGACGUGUCCACGUACCAGUAUGAGGAGAGUUCUGGCUACUACUACGACCCUCUAACUGGACUCUACUACGACCCUAACUCACAGUACUACUAUAACGGGGUCACUCAGCAGUAUAUGUACUGGGACGGAGAGAAGCAAACAUAUGUUCCAGCUCCCGCCCAAUCAACAGCUGAGGCUGCCGUUGCCCCCGGUGAUAAGUCCACCCCUGAUCCUCCCUCUGCUGCUCCUGGAGGCAAGGAGAAGAAGCCCAAAAACAAGACAGCUCAACAGAUAGCAAAGGACAUGGAGCGUUGGGCUAAGAGUCAGAACAGACAGAAGGAGAACGUUCGCUCUCUCUCCUCUUCCUCCUCUUCCUCCUCCUCCGUGACCCCUGUGACCUCUAUGGCUCCUCCCCCUGGUUACGCCCGGGUGCCUGGACACGGUCGCCUUGACGACCGCCGAGAGUCCGCCAGCGCAGACGCCGGUUAUGCUGUCCUGGAGAAGAAGGGGGCGUUGUCUGAAAGACCUCAGAUCAUCCUGGACCAGCUCAGACACACAGACAGAGAGGUACACCUCCCUUCUCUCUCUCUCUCUCUCUCUCUCUCGCCCGGCUCUAGGUAUUUGGGGGCCCUAAGUGAGAUUUGGUUGGGGAGGGCCCCCCACCUCGCGGGAAAACAUUUUAUUGGUCACCGUCUUGACGGUGGAGAGAAAAUGUUUAGUUUUAAAGUUAAUUUCCUAUAAUUCUAUACAUUUUGC
Messenger RNA from Salmo salar (Atlantic salmon), 1863 nucleotides. Lineage: Eukaryota; Metazoa; Chordata; Actinopteri; Salmoniformes; Salmonidae. The record is from RefSeq and is a predicted model, not a curated record.